Messenger RNA from Pogona vitticeps (central bearded dragon), 1350 nucleotides. The record is from RefSeq and is a predicted model, not a curated record. Lineage: Eukaryota; Metazoa; Chordata; Lepidosauria; Squamata; Agamidae.
GGGGGACACCUCGCAACUUUCUCACUAGGCGGCGCCGGCGGCGCGUGCGCACUCUUGCCCGGCACCCCGAAAUCGGGGGCAGCAGUAGAAACAGAAACGAGCCGAGCGCGCCUGCGCAGAGUAGAGCGCUGGGACUUUGUACCGAGAGUCCGAAAGAUCGGGCCGGUGCUUGUGCUCUUUUGCUGCCCGGCGUGCUUGCUGGUCUCGGCUUCGGCGGUGGGUUGCUGACGGUGGCCGCGAUGCUGAGGGUCGAGCUGGCUAGAAGGAGCUGCCACGCGUACCGUCUCCGACAGAGCGGGUGCCCCGCUUGGUCCGCUGGCGUCGGCUGCCCCCGGAGUGCCCUGUGCUGCCCCCCGCCUGGGCGCCUUCCCUGCUGCCCCGGUGCCGCCAGGGGGCUGAGCGAGGGAAGCUGCCCCGCUCCAGGUGCCAGUAUUGUGAAGCCAUUAGAUGGUGUAAAAAUUCUUGAUCUAACCAGGGUACUUGCAGGUCCAUUUGCCACCAUGAAUCUGGGAGACCUUGGAGCUGAAGUAAUCAAAGUUGAAAAACCAGGAGUAGGAGAUGAUACCAGAUCCUGGGGACCACCUUUUGUUGGAACAGAAAGUGCUUAUUUUCUCAGUGUAAACAGAAAUAAAAAGAGUAUAGCUGUUAACAUGAAGAAUCCUAAAGGAGCAAAGAUCAUUAAACAGCUUGCAGCUCUCUGUGAUGUGUUUGUGGAAAACUAUGUCCCAGGGAAACUGACUGCUAUGGGCCUGGGUUAUGAAGACAUCAACAAGAUUGCUCCUCACAUUGUUUACUGUUCAAUAACAGGAUAUGGACAGACUGGUCCAAAGUGUCAACAAGCAGGCUAUGACUCUAUUGCAGCUGCUGUUUCUGGCCUCUUGCACAUUACAGGAACUGAGGGGGGUGAGCCAGUACGGCCAGGGGUAGCUAUGACAGAUCUUGCCACAGGAUUGUAUGCAUAUGGAGCAAUUAUGGCUGCACUUAUUCAAAGACAGAAGACAGGGAAAGGGAUGCACCUGGACUGCAAUUUGAUGGCAUCUCAGGUUGCCUGCCUUUCCCAUAUUGCCAGUAAUUUCCUGAAUUGCCAAAUAGAAGCCCAAAGAUGGGGCACUGGGCAUGCAAGUAUUGUUCCAUACCAGAAUUGCUGUUUCCUCUCUAGGCCCUACUUUCCCAUACCUGCCUUAACGUGGUGAGGGGUUUGAGUGUACCAAAGAAGCUACGAGCAAUGCCAUCAGAAGGCUAAACUGUGUUAUAAGCCUGAACUCUUAGCAUGGCCAUCCACGAGAGAACUGUCAAAGCUGACGUACCAGAAUAAGACAAAUGCACAGGUAUAACACUCACAUCAGCAGA